Coniophora puteana RWD-64-598 SS2 is the source of this 550-nucleotide messenger RNA. Its product is annotated as kinase-like protein. The transcript has 5 exons. The annotation marks the transcript as partial. Gene Ontology annotation, cellular component: plasma membrane. NCBI's taxonomy places the organism in Eukaryota, Fungi, Basidiomycota, Agaricomycetes, Boletales, Coniophoraceae. Gene Ontology annotation, molecular function: protein kinase activity; ATP binding. The record is from RefSeq and is a predicted model, not a curated record. Gene Ontology annotation, biological process: protein phosphorylation.
CUGUUGUGGCUGUAAAACGAAUGCGCUUGGUGGAGGCCGACCUCGAAGUCACGUUGAAGGACUGUGCAAGAGAAUUAAUUGUGUGGUCUAGCUUAUCACACCCGAACAUUCUCCCGUUGCUCGGUAUAUACCGCUCACAGUAUCGAUCUGGAGGAGCAAUCUCGGCAUUUGUGUCUCCUUUCAUGGAAAACAGGGACUUGGCUAAGUUCCUCCAAAAUGAGGAAGGUCCUGACCGACACUCUUUGAUUCUGGACAUUAUCAGCGGUUUAGCAUAUCUUCAUUCUCAGAAACCUCCGGUGAUACAUGCAGACUUGAAGUCGGCAAACAUAUUCGUCUCUUCAACGAGACACGCCCUUAUAGGUGACUACGGGAUGUCUUAUAUCAUCCAUAGCGCGCAGAAGCGUGAAACCAGAACGGACCAACGAUCGAAUGGGAAAACCCUCAACUACUCGGCACCAGAGCUGAUGGAGGACGAUGUACCCAUGAGCCGCAGCCGGGACAUAUUUGCCUUCGGUUGCGUAAUAUUUGAGAUGUACUCGGGAAAGGCCCC